Messenger RNA from Coregonus clupeaformis (lake whitefish), 2005 nucleotides. RefSeq names its product very-long-chain (3R)-3-hydroxyacyl-CoA dehydratase. Gene Ontology annotation, molecular function: 3-hydroxyacyl-CoA dehydratase activity. Lineage: Eukaryota; Metazoa; Chordata; Actinopteri; Salmoniformes; Salmonidae. Gene Ontology annotation, biological process: fatty acid elongation; sphingolipid biosynthetic process; very long-chain fatty acid biosynthetic process. Gene Ontology annotation, cellular component: endoplasmic reticulum membrane. The record is from RefSeq and is a predicted model, not a curated record.
ACAGAAUAUUCUAGUUUUCAACGGCUUACGCCAGGAAGAGACACACCGUCUGGCAUGUUAUUGUAAGGAUUUCAUGAAUUUCGUGAAUUGUGCUGACAUUCUCAUCAGGUGCGAUGCAGCAGACGUUGACUCCUCACGUGUACUGGGCUCAGCGGCAUGAGGACAUCUACCUGCGAGUGGAGCUGAUUGAUGCGCAGAAUCUUGACAUCAGCGUACAUGAUAAUGUCCUCCGAUUCAGGGCCCAGGGUCAUGGAGCAAGAGGAGAAAAUGAUUAUGAGUUUAGUCUGCCAUUUCUUAAUGCUGUGAAGACAGAGGUGAGUCACAGGUCGACCCAGCGCCAGGUGAACAUCACAGUCCGUAAGCAGCUGAGCGGCUGGUGGGACAGACUCACCCUGCAGGAGAAGAAACCUCUGUUCCUGGCUCCUGACUUCGACCGCUGGAUGGACGAGUCUGACCUUGAGAUGGAGCUACGGGAGAAGGAGGAGAAAAAGAUCCGACUGAACAUGGAGUCAAGGGUGCCAGAGGACUCGUUCAUCACUCUGAAGAAAGGUUUUCUGUUCACCUAUAACCUGGUUCAGUUCUUGGGCUUCUCCUGGAUCUUUGUCAACAUGACCAUCAGACUCAUUGUACUGGGACAAGAUUCUCUCUAUGACACAUUCUACACCAUCUCGGACGUGAUGUUUUUCUGCCAAAUAUUAGCCAGUGUAGAAGUGCUCAACGCUAUGUUUGGAGUGGUCGAGACUGCGGUGGUUCCUGCUUUCAUACAGGUGGUUGGUAGGAACUUCAUCCUCUUCAUCAUCUUCGGCAGCCUGGAUGAGAUGCACAACAAAGCAGUGGUUUUUACUGUCUUCUACCUCUGGAGCGCUAUAGAGAUGUUUAGGUAUCCGUUCUACAUGCUGGGUUGUAUCGACACAGAAUGGAAGACGAUCACCUGGCUGAGGUAUACCAUCUGGAUACCCCCUUACCCUCUGGGGGUGCUGGCUGAAGCGGUUGCAGUGGUCCAGUCCAUCUCAGUGUUUGACCAGAGCAGACUGUUCAGUAUCCCUCUACCAAAGCUGGGCCUGGGCUCCUCUGUCAGCUUCUCCUAUGUCCUCUAUAUCUAUCUACCUCUCAUGGUCACUUCGAGACUGUUCUAUGUCCUCUAUAUCUAUCUACCUCUCAUGGUCAUCAGUAAGAGACUGUUCUAUGUCCUCUAUAUCUAUCUACCUCUCAUGGUCAUCGGUAAGAGACUGUUCAAUGUCCUCUAUAUCUAUCUACCUCUCAUGGUCAUCAGUAAGAGACUGUUCUAUGUCCUCUAUAUCUAUCUACCUCUCAUGGUCAUCAGUAAGAGACUGUUCUAUGUCCUCUAUAUCUAUCUACCUCUCAUGGUCAUCGGUAAGAGACUGUUCUAUGUCCUCUAUAUCUAUCUACCUCUCAUGGUCAUCGGUAAGAGUCUGUUCUAUGUCCUCUAUAUCUAUCUACCUCUCAUGGUCAUCAGUAAGAGACUGUUCUAUGUCCUCUAUAUCUGUCUACCUCUCAUGGUCAUCAGUAAGAGACUGUUCUAUGUCCUCUAUAUCUAUCUACCUCUCAUGGUCAUCAGUAAGAGACUGUUCUAUGUCCUCUAUAUCUAUCUACCUCUCAUGGUCAUCAGUAAGAGACUGUUCUAUGUCCUCUAUAUCUAUCUACCUCUCAUGGUCAUCGAUCUACCUCUCAUGGUCAUCAGUAAGAGACUGUUCUAUGUCCUCUAUAUCUAUCUACCUCUCAUGGUCAUCAGUAAGAGACUGUUCUAUGUCCUCUAUAUCUAUCUACCUCUCAUGGUCAUCGGGCUCCUCAUCAACGUCCGCCACCUGUACAAGCAGAGGAAGAAGAGGUUCCGGACCAAGAAGAGGAAAUCUAACUGAGAUCUUUUUGACCUUUGAUCUCCAACAACACCUCUGCUGCCUAUCUGUUCCCAUCGGUCUCAUUUAGUGACAUCAUCUCAACUAGGGUGACAAAAUUCUGGCAACUUUCCCAGAAGUCCCAGUUA